AUGAACGUCAACCCAGCGCUCCGCCUCACACCCUCAAAUUCUCCUUUUCUCAAAACUUCCGUCAAUCGCUCGCCGACGAAGGCGGUCGUCAAAGCUGAAGAGCCGGGUCUACACCUGAAGAAGGUCAUUGGUACCACGACAGCUUCUGCAAAUGGAUUUGACUGCUUGCCUUCAGCUCGUCAGUUCGCAUUUACGGCAGGAGCAGCGGCUGUGCUGGCCACGGUCGAUAAAGAUCUGAACAUCCAACAGCAAUUCUUCCGUGCAAAUCCGGCAUCUUCGGCAAACCGGGACGCGAACACAAAUUGGCCAGUCACUGCAUCUCCAGGAGAUCGAGGGCGCACGCUUGGUUAUUUCAAGGAUCAGAGCGGUGGAGCAUCGCCCUUGAGUGCUUCGUUGCGCGACUGGUCAGACUCCCCAAGUGGACGAUCUGCGACUGCCAAGGACCGCGUCAAGGCUGCCACUUCGGUCUCACUGAGCCCAAAUGGCAAAUGGCUGGCCGUCGGCGAAACAGGCUAUCGACCAAGGAUUCUUAUAUUCUCAGCACGAGAUGGAUCUUCAGAGCUGCCUGUGGCGGUCGUGGCAGAGCACACUUUCGGUGUGCACGCACUGAGCUUCAGCCCUGACUCGAGAUAUUUAGCCUCACUCGGGACUGUGAAUGAUGGAUUCCUCUACAUAUGGAAUGUAGACGAUCGCACAGGCGUACCGAUCUUGUUCGCGAGCAACAAAUGCACGACAACCAUUCAUUGUAUGUCUUGGGUGGGCCGUAGUCUUGUUACGGUCGGCCUGCGAUUUGUCAAAGUUUGGCGACCCGAUGAGGAAGCUACGCUUGAUUCGCGAGGUAGCGAUACUGUUCGUAGUACGACACCGCGACCCAAGAUCGAGCUUCGAUCUGACUUUGGGAAUAGCAUUCUUAGUCCUAAGCAUAAGGUUCUUGCAGGCAAGAAUUCUUUGCUGGGCGAGAUGCUCGAGGCAACGUUCAUAUCUGUGAUCGCAACAUCUGACUGCAAGGCAUUAAUUUGCGCAGAAGGUGGUGAAGUGUGUUUGCUUGACGAUAGCGAUCGGAUGCAGACCCUCACCUUCGCCACCACGACUGGUAUUCGCAUCACCGCAGCCAUGAUCGACGGGGGUGCACUGCGUGUAGUGGGAGCGGACGACAGCGGAUGCCGGCGGACUUCCAACAUUUUACCACGGAGUAUGCUCGUCAAAGGCACGACCAUCGUAGCUACAGCAACUGUUGGCGAUAUUGUCAUCAUGAUCGACUCAAAUCGGAUGAUAUCUUUGUCCAAAGCGGGAUCGGAUACUGACAACGACGAUGAAAUCUUGCAUCGCCAUUUAACCGCGCACGAUGAUGCUGUUUUGGGUGUCCGUCCUUUCCACUCCAAAAUUCUGCCCACUGCCGCCUUUUUCACCUUUUCCGGCAAUGGCGCCAUGCGCUUCUGGGACGACGAAGGUUGUGCCGUUGGCGGACUCACCGCACCAGUUGAAAGUUCUCCAGAUAUGUAUGGGCAGUCGAAUGAGCUCAGAGCAGCAGUUUCCUCCGAGAAUGGAGAUUAUAUUGCAACUGGCGACAAAUUUGGCUCCAUGGCCCUUUUCAGCACCUUCGACAGUAACAUGUUACAACAGGUCCGAGCACAUUCGACUGAGAUCAUGGACAUCGCUUCCUUUGUCCGCGGUGGCAUUCAGUUUUUUGCGUCGGCAAGUCGAGAUCGCACUGUGCAAUUAUUUGCAUGUACAAACAAACGAUUGGAGCUCCUUCAAACAAUGGAUGAGCACGCAGCAUCUGUCAAUUGUGUAUUGCCAGCGAGAGAUGGAGAUCAGCUGCUUUCAUGUUCAUCUGAUCGAUCAGUUGUGGUGCGAGAAGCUGUGCUGAGGGACCCUGAUAACCCUCGGUCACUCGCAUUCGGUAUGCUACGCACCAUCUCCCUUAAAUCAUCGCCUUUGAGCAUGUGCUUAACACCAGAAGACAACAUGGUGCUGGUGUCAGCGGUCGACCGGUGCAUAUCCAAGUAUAACACCAAGACCGGGCAGGCCGACUUCAGCUUCAAAUGUUCCGACAACGACAACGGUGAGGCAGCUGUGAUGUCCAAGAUCAUCUACGCCCCGUCGUUGAAUGGCAAUCCUACCAUAGCUGGAGUGUCAAGCAGCGACAAGUCGGUCCGCUUGUACACAGAAUAUGGCAGCCUCAUCGCUCGAGAUUGGGGACAUACCGAAGGCAUUACUGACAUUGCGUUCAUUUCACCUCCACGUCGAGAAGGUAAUCGCGAGUACCGCUCGCCGCACAUCGCCACCGUUGCUGCCGAUUCUACGAUUUUCAUGUGGGAAAGCGUUUUACCCAACAACAGAUCAACAACAGCACUAUCAUCCGACAGUGGAUCUGGCGAAGUCACAGAAACUGCUCCUGCGGCAACCUUAAAACCGCCGCUUCGCAAGGUGAUCUCCUAUUCAGAAAUAUCUCGCUUCCGUCGGGAGAGAGCUGCAGACGAGAAUGAGCCUCCUUCACCCAAUGCUCUCUCCACAUCGCCUUCCACGGUUUCUCCUCCCAAGCUCCGCAAGAAAAGCUCAAGACCUUCCUUCGCCCAGGCACCUCGUCUUGAACCUGCAUUCCGAUCGACAUUUCGCGAGACAUCGCGAAGAAGAAGCAAUCGACACCGUAACGCAACUGGAUUCGGUUCCCUCACCGCCUCUACUGAUUCCGUUUGUCGAACCUUGCGUGCUUAUCGCAAGAAACUCUCAAAUUCGAGCGCCAAUGAAACCAUCUCGAAUGAAAUCAUUCGCGAGCUAGAAAAAGAGCUCAAGCUCACUGCACGCGUUGUCGGCGAGAAAUCCGCCGGGAAGACUCUCGACGAGGCUAUAAUGACCAAGCUUCUGGAACAGGCCAGCGACAAAAUCAUCGGCAUGUUGGAUGAGAAGAUCAAAGAGCGCGUGCAGGGCCGAGCAAGGGUCGUCAGCGGAGGUGCCGCAGUUCCAUCCGCAACGGCCAGUAUCCUUGAAUCGCCAGCUGAGAUCGAGGAGGUUAUUCAUCGAAGCGAGACGACUCCACCUGGACUCUAA
Dissoconium aciculare CBS 342.82 is the source of this 3051-nucleotide messenger RNA. RefSeq names its product WD40 repeat-like protein. Gene Ontology annotation, molecular function: protein binding. Gene Ontology annotation, biological process: mitotic spindle organization; regulation of mitotic cell cycle. Gene Ontology annotation, cellular component: mitotic spindle. Bases 1 to 3051 code for a protein of 1016 amino acids. The record is from RefSeq and is a predicted model, not a curated record. The transcript has 3 exons. NCBI's taxonomy places the organism in Eukaryota, Fungi, Ascomycota, Dothideomycetes, Mycosphaerellales, Dissoconiaceae.